GGCCCGGCGUGCCAGUGGAAGCCAUGGGGCUGGUGGUGCACAUCCUCGCCUGCUUCCUGGGCACAGGCUCGUGGGUGGCCAUCAAUGGCAUGUGGGUGGAGCUGCCCCUCAUUGUGCCCCAGGUGCCGGAAGGCUGGUACCUGCCAUCCUACCUCACGGUGCUGAUCCAGUUUGCCAAUGUGGGACCACUCUUCGUCACCCUCAUGCACCACUUCCAGCCUGGGCAGCUCAGCGAGGCCGGCACCAUCUACACCAUCAUCAGCCUCGGGGCACUGGCCUGUGUCCUGCUGGCCUUCUUCUGGCAGGAGACCAGCGUGGUGGGGGGCGCAGCCCACAGCACCGCCCUCCUCAUCCUCCUCUUCUUCCUCUCCCUGGUGGACUGUACCUCCUCCGUCACCUUCCUGCCCUUCAUGCUGCGGUUCCGGGCCCGGUAUCUGACCACCUACUUUGUGGGUGAGGGGCUGAGCGGCCUGGUGCCCGGCCUGGUAGCCCUGGCCCAGGGGGUGGGGGUGGCCCGGUGCGUGAACGACAGCCUGGCAGGGAACGCAUCGGGCCCGGGACUGCGGACGGAGUACCAGCCGGCCAGGUUCUCCGUUCGCCUCUUCUUCCUCUUCCUCGGCGGCAUGAUGGGUCUGUGCCUUGCCACCUUCUUCCUGCUCAACCAUCUCCCGGCUGCCCGGCAGGAGCGGGCCAAGGAGCGGUUCCGGGCCCAGGCCCGGGUGGAGGCAGGCUCGGGCCUGCAGGCCGUGGUGGAGGAGCAGCCCAUGGUCAGCCCCAGCGAGAGCCGCUGGCUCAACAGCUGCUUCGGCACUGGCACGUACUCCUGGCCCCAAGUGGCCUACAUCUUCCUGGUGCUGGCCUGGGUCAAUGCGCUGACCAACGCGGUGCUGCCCGCGGUGCAGUCCUACUCCUGCCUGCCUUAUGGCAACUCAGCCUACCACCUCUCGGCCACGCUGGCCGCCAUGGCCAACCCACUGGCCUGCUUCAUCGGCAUGUUCCUGCCCAACAGGUGUUUGCUGACGCUCGGCCUCCUGUCCGUGGCUGGCUCCGGGUUUGGCUGCUACCUCAUGGCCAUGGCGGUGCUGAGCCCGUGCCCGCCCCUGCUGCACAGCCACGCCGGGGUGGUGCUCAUCGUGCUGUGCUGGGUUCUCUUUGUGGGCUUGCUGUCCUACGUGAAGCUGAUGAUUGGUGUGAUCCUGCGGGACGAGGGGCACAGUGCUCUGGUGUGGUGCGGGGCCGUGGUGCAGCUGGGCUCCAUGCUGGGGGCCCUCACCAUGUUCCCGCUGGUCAGCGUCUACAGCCUCUUCCACUCCGGAGACCCCUGCAACACCCACUGCCCCAACUGAGCUGCGCAGACUCGCCGCGGCCUCCAGCCCGGGGGACAACAUGGGUUCAGCUUCAGCGCUCAUUCGCAGGCCCAGACGGGGCUUCCCCAGGAACACUCUUCCUACUGGCACAGCACCACCGCCCUCUGCUGGAUGAACUGCACCAGCCAGCAUCAUCAGCCCUAUACUGCUGUCAGCUACUGGUGAUUCUCCAUUAGCUCAAGUCAGUGGGGCCUGGGCUGAGGAGCUGGAGUUUUUGACCUCUGUACUGGCUGUCACUGCGAUUCAGGGAGUGGCCAGUGUGCAGUGCUGGGAUAACUCGCAUGGCCUAGAAAGCCACAGAUGUGUUUGUUCCCCUCAGGUUAUUACACUGUACCCACCACCCUGGCAUCCUCUCCCCCUGGGGACAAUUCUAAGCACUGAGCAAGAACUGCUCCAUUAACCCCCUGGUAGAUCAGGAUUAUGCCCAUUUUACACAUGGGGAAACUGAGGGACUGGGAGGGGAAGGGACUUGCCCAAGGUCACCUAGCAAGUCAGUGGCUGAGAUGGGAAUAGAACCCAGGAGUCCUGCCACCCACUGCUGUGCAGGAUGACAGGAGCAGCCCAGUGCCUUCAGAGAUCCCCAUCACCUGGGUACCAGAACGUGUCACCGGGCUGCACUCGGUCAGCUGAUGAGCUGCCUGGUAAAAGCUGCUCCAAGGAACAACUCCCGCUUCCCCCAGGGGGUUUGAAACAUCAGAGCCAGGAUGGGCUGGGACCAGCUGUGCUGCCACAGCAGGUAAGGGCUGGACCCUGCUUCCCAGCCCGCCGCCCUCCCUCAGCCUGUCCUGAAAUGGACAGUGGGGCCUGGCCUCCCUGCUUAGACUAAAGGUCACCAGGUGUGAUGUGUAUGAAACCCAUUGGUCAGGGUGUUUGUCCCCUCUAGCGGCUGGGCCACAGAGGAUAAGAGCCUACUACUGCUGCAGCAGCCCAUGACCAGAGUGACUCCUCUAGCUGAGACAGCAAAAUUCUGUGCUGUGAAACCAAAAGGCCCCAGUUCUAAUCCUACUGUCUAUGUGUGCUCGAGCCAUUCCCUGCUAGGCAGCCCACUCCCUGUGGGCAGCUAGCACCAAGCAGGGCAGCAGACUGCUCUUAGUGUGGGUUCUAGGAAAGGCUGGGCUACCAUGUUGAGGGGAGGGGGUGAACCCUAACAACUCCCUGGUGAGGUGCAUUAAUCCCGGGGUAGAGGUUUGGCUCCCAUUCUGUGUCCAACCCAGCUAGCAGGUUCCCAAAAAAAGCUCCCAGAGGCCAUUAUUGUGGCUGGGGUGAUUCAAAGGGGGAGCGUGAUGGGUUCCCUGGGGUGCUGCAACGUGGUACUGUGGUACCACUAAGCUCUCUGGCUUACUAACCGGGGCUCCCUCUCACAUGGUGAGGCUGUGGCAAGCUGCAAACCCCUCCAGGUCCUGAACUCACCCAGCCAUCCACAGGCAGGGACAUGUCCAGCUGAGUUACAUGACUGCUUCUCCCAGCCAUUUAUGAGCUAACAGCAGAGAGACUCCAGCCAAUUGCCCCCAGAGCUGUACCAUCCUGCCCUGAUCACAAGAUUGACCAGAGUGAGUUUAUAACCCAGUCCACCCCCUCCCUCAACGUGGAGAGGACAUGCACCAGCUUUUGGAUACUAAGUAGAAGUUUCCCCAGCACUUCAAGAAAAUACACAGUUUUAGUUAAAAUAUAAAACACGUUUAUUAAUGCCAGAAAGAUUGAUUUUAAGUGGUUAUAAGUGGUAGGCAGAAAAGGGCAGAGAUGGUUACCAAAGAGAAGAAAAUAAGUGCCCAGUCUAAACUCUAUAAACAGACAGGAUUUGAAACAAGCAAUGUCCUCACCCAACUGCAAGUUCCAGUCCUUAAUGCUCAGACUUCCCUCCUGACGUCUGAACCAGUGUCCUCCGAUGAUCUUCAGCUUCUCGGCAUCCCAGUUGUUUCCAGUGUAGGUGGGGGAGGAGAAAGGCCCCUCAUGCUGCAACUGUUCCUUAUUUUGUACCCUUGGCCCAUGUGCCUGGAAGAUGCCAGCCCUGGUGGGCCCCAAGUCACAGUGACCGAUCAGUUCCCAUUGUGGGGUGCUUGUGUAGUUGAGUCAUACAUUUGAUUAAUGGGUGGUCACUGGUCAACCCCGACCUGGGCAGGGAUCCUUUGCAUGUAACUAGGAAACUUACAGCACGUUUUAGUAACACUCAUACAGCACAUUCGCAUACCUUGAUACACACUAAUGAUACACGUAUUUAAAUAAAACAACUGGUUUCAGCAGCUCUUGACUUUUCAUCUGAUACCUUACAUGGAUGCUUUGUUUGGAUGAUCGCAGCCAUGUAGGAAUGAUGAAUAUGGGGGAUUCAGUGCCGUUCUGAGGUACGGUGUGUCACAGGAAGUGAGGGCAGCUGGUGCAAAGGAUUUUGGGGCGACUCUCCCUGAAGAGACCCAGCCCCCCUUCCCCUACAGGGAUCUAAGGGCAGAAGCAAGCAGCCCAGGGGUGGCCUGGCAGCAAGUGAGCGGGGUCCUGUGGGACGUCUCUCCCCUGCCUCGGCUCCUAGGGAGCAGGUGGCACCCAGAGCCCAAGAACCCGCCUCACCUCCCAUUCUCACGCACGCAGGGGGGAGAUGUCUGGGGGCUGUCAGGUCUGAGGUCUUUUCCUUGUGUAAGCAGCAGCAGCCAUGAGCUAAGAAGCAGAAAUUCACAGCCUCACAUUCCCUCUAAAGUACAUCACA
Molecule: messenger RNA, 4062 nt
Organism: Dermochelys coriacea (leatherback sea turtle)
Lineage: Eukaryota; Metazoa; Chordata; Testudines; Dermochelyidae
Product: riboflavin transporter 2-like
Exons: 3
Coding region: 24-1346 (440 amino acids)
Biological process (GO): riboflavin transport
Cellular component (GO): plasma membrane
Molecular function (GO): riboflavin transmembrane transporter activity
Source: RefSeq, a predicted model, not a curated record